Molecule: messenger RNA, 1387 nt
Organism: Paramecium octaurelia
Lineage: Eukaryota; Ciliophora; Oligohymenophorea; Peniculida; Parameciidae
Source: the annotation of a GenBank genome assembly
UAAUGGCAGAGUAAAUUAUUUCGCUAUGAAUUUUUUAGGGAUAAGGAUACAAAAACAGUCCCCCUUGAUGAGAAUGAUAUCAACUUAUUGAAGAAAUACGGUAUGGGUCCAUAUGCAGAGAAAAUCAAAUAAUUGGAGGAAGAAAACAAGAAUUCGGUUGCCACAAUAAACAAGAUGGUUGGAAUUAAAGAGAGUGAUACGGGUUUGAGCAUCCCAAGCACAUGGGAUUUGGUGGCUGAUCAAAAACUUGCUUCAGUAAUCGAAUGACUUAAUUAAUUAAGGAACACCCUUUGACAGUGGCUAGAUGCACCAAGAUAUUCAAAUCAUCCCUUCAACAAAAGGAUCUCUACAUGAUCACCAUCAAGCACAUUGCUAAGUAUGUAGUAGGCUUGGGAGAGAAGGUGGCCCCAACAGACAUAGAGGAAGGAAUGAGAGUCGGAGUUGAAAGAUAAAAAUAUGCAAUUUAAUUGCCAUUACCACCCAAGAUUGAUCCCUCUGUCACAAUGAUGACUGUGGAAGACAAGCCCGAUGUUACAUAUAAUGACAUUGGAGGAUGCAAAGAAUAGUUAAAGAAAUUAAGGGAAGUAGUUGAAAUGCCUUUAUUGAAUCCAGAAAAAUUUAUCACUUUGGGUAUUGAUCCUCCCAAAGGAGUUUUGAUGUAUGGACCACCAGGAACAGGUAAAACAUUGACAGCAAGAGCAGUGGCCAAUAGAACUGAGGUAUAUUGUGAUUGUAUAAUAAAGGCAUGUUUCAUUCGUGUUAUUGGAUCAGAGUUAGUUUAGAAAUACGUGGGAGAAGGAGCAAGGAUGGUUAGAGAAUUGUUUUAAAUGGCAAGGACAAAGAAGGCAUGCAUCAUAUUCUUUGAUGAAAUCGAUGCCAUUGGAGGGGCUAGACAUGAUGAUGGAAAUGAUAACGAUGUUUAAAGAACAAUGCUUGAGAUAGUUAAUUAAUUGGAUGGUUUCGAUUCUAGAGGCAAUAUCAAAGUGUUGAUGGCUACUAAUAGACCAGACACGUUGGACCCAGCACUUUUGAGACCUGGAAGAUUGGAUAGAAAAGUUGAAUUCGCCUUGCCAGAUUUAGAAGGUAGAGCAGGCAUAUUCAAAAUCCAUGCUAGAACCAUGAGUAUGGAAAAAAACAUUAGGUAUGAAUUAUUGGCAAGGUAUGUUUAUAUGGUGAAUGAAUUAGAUUGUGUCCUAAUACGACUGGUGCUGAUAUCAGAAGUGUUUGCACAGAGGCAGGCAUGUUUGCAAUCAGAGCUAGAAGAAAGGCUAUCAGUGAGAAGGAUUUAUUAGAAGCUAUUGAAAAGGUCAUCAAAGGAUAUCAGAAGUUCUCAGCGACUCAAAAAUAUAUGGUUUAUAAUUGAUUAUUAUAGUCAUAAAUAAAAGCA